This is a messenger RNA of Ostertagia ostertagi, 786 nucleotides long. NCBI's taxonomy places the organism in Eukaryota, Metazoa, Nematoda, Chromadorea, Rhabditida, Trichostrongylidae. The record is from the annotation of a GenBank genome assembly.
AUGGGCGCGAACAGUGAGUCAUCGUCACGAGAUUCAGAAGAACGUAGUUACGCACACGAUGAUCACUACGAGGAGCCCAAUCUUCGGAGCCGGCGACCUCAUCAAUCUCCCCCUAGAACAGCUUCUGAUAGUAAAAUAAACGGAAAUGUCGGAGGUUCUGCUAAAGCGAGGACAGCCAAGUCUCGGUCGUCAUCACGCACUCCAAAAUUAGGUGUUGAUUAUACGAAAGAGCAGUCUGACCUAGUGGAACGGAUCCGACAUUGUAAGGACUACUACGAAAUUCUGAACGUGUCAAAAACAGCAUCUGACGCUGAAAUAAAGAAAGAAUAUAGAAGAAUGGCACUUCAGCUCCAUCCAGAUAAAUGUAGGGCACCACAUUCUACAGAGGCAUUCAAAGCACUGGGCAACGCAUAUGCGGUAUUGUCCAACGAAGAGAAACGAAAACAAUACGAUACGUAUGGUACCUCUGAUAACGGAAACAACGUAAGCAGAGGACCCAGAGGAGACUUCUUUGAGUACGACUACGCUCAUGGGUUUGAUGCUGAUUUCUCGCCUGAGGAAAUAUUCAAUAUGUUCUUUGGCGGCGGAUUCCCAUCGGAAUCGGUGAGGAGAGGACGACAUUUCCACCACACUUCUCAUAGUCACAGCACGCGCAAUCAAAAUGAAAAUCCUUACACUCCCUUGCUACAACUUCUUCCGCUGAUUGCAAUCCUUGUCCUGGGGGCCUGCUGGCCACUAGAUGGUUGGCGAUCCGCGUAUUCUCUCCAUAUUCAGGUAUUUGCUUUG